Molecule: messenger RNA, 966 nt
Organism: Didymodactylos carnosus
Lineage: Eukaryota; Metazoa; Rotifera; Eurotatoria; Philodinida; Philodinidae
Source: the annotation of a GenBank genome assembly
AUGCCACUUAACGAGGUUAAUGAUGUGCCGUUAGUUGUUCCAACAUCUAGCAAAUUCUCAAUGACGAAAUUUCAUAUUUUUGAAAGUGAAGUUUUUGAAUUACUGAGUGGUAUUGAUUGCAGUAGAGCUAGUGCGCCUGGUCUGUCAGCGAGAAUAGUUAGAGAAGCUGCACCUGUCAUAACUCCGAUCACAACCUGUUUAUUUAAUCAAUCUCUAGAACAGGAACAGUUUGCUGAAAAUUGGAAACUUGGCUAUAUUACAUCGGUUAUUAAGUCUGGCGAUCCUCAUGAAGUGAAUAAUUAUCGUCCUAUAACCUUACUACCUGUUUUGGGUUUACUAGUAAAGCUAAAAGCAAAAGGAUUACCACCGUCCUUGGUGAAUUGGUUUGAAAGCUAUCUCUCAAAUAGAGAAAUUGUGACCAUGGCAGACGAUAUUCCAUCGGCAGCAAGAAUCGUUGAUAGAGGAGUGCCCCGAGGCGCGGUCUUGGGACCGUUAAUGUUUUUGAUUUUUAUUGAUGAUCUUGGUGAUAAUGUUAGUGCAACAAUGCGAUUGUUUGCUGACGAUGCCUCACUCUACCGCGUUACAGAGAAAAAUGAUAUUAGAAAAGGUAUAGACCAAGCAAAUGAAGAUUUACUCUUAAUUUACGAAUGGUCUAUAACCUGGAAAUUGUAUUUAAAUAUUGAUCAAGGUAAAGCUAUUUUUUUUUCUACUCGUGAACGCGAUACUCUCGCUUCUCUAUCACCCGUCUUGAUCAAUAAGUCGCCUAUCUCUUAUGUUGUUGAACAAAAACAGUUAGGCUUAAUUUUAAGAUCAAAUCUAGACUGGACAGCGCACGUAGAUUAUGUUUUAACUAAAGCAGUCCGCUGUCAUGACUUCUGGCCCGAUGAGGCAAUACGGUCAGAUCGGGCAAGGAGUACCUUACCCCUUUUGGCCAGAUUUCCACAUUUUUCUCUCGCAAAGCAUUAG